Trichoderma citrinoviride is the source of this 561-nucleotide messenger RNA. RefSeq lists its product as hypothetical. The record is from RefSeq and is a predicted model, not a curated record. Gene Ontology annotation, molecular function: 2 iron, 2 sulfur cluster binding; ferrous iron binding. The coding region runs from base 1 to 561 and encodes 186 amino acids. NCBI's taxonomy places the organism in Eukaryota, Fungi, Ascomycota, Sordariomycetes, Hypocreales, Hypocreaceae. The transcript has 2 exons. Gene Ontology annotation, biological process: iron-sulfur cluster assembly; intracellular iron ion homeostasis. Gene Ontology annotation, cellular component: mitochondrial matrix; cytoplasm.
AUGUUCUCCAGAGGCCUCCGCGUCGUCUCAAGGCGAGCCAUUGCCGCUCCCCUCGCCAGACCUUCUCUCGCCGCUCGCCAGCUCGCGCCUGUCGCACCCGUCCAGGCCAAGCGCUCGUACCACGAAAAGGUGCUGGACCACUACUCGCGCCCCCGGAAUGUCGGCUCGAUGAACAAGAGCGACGCUGAUGUCGGCACCGGUCUUGUCGGCGCUCCCGCCUGCGGCGAUGUCAUGAAGCUGCAGAUCCGCGUCGACCCGGAGACACAGAAGAUCUCGGAGGUCAAGUUCAAGACUUUCGGCUGCGGCUCGGCCAUCGCCUCCAGCAGCUACCUGACCGAGCUUGUGCGCGGCAUGAGCCUGGACGAUGCCGGCAAGGUCAAGAACACCGAGAUUGCCAAGGAGCUGUGCCUUCCCCCCGUUAAGUUGCAUUGCUCCAUGCUUGCCGAGGAUGCCAUCAAGUCUGCCAUUUCGGACUACUACACCAAGAACCCCUCACGGAAACCCACCGACCUGAGCGGCACCAGCAUGAAAAUGCCGACGUCCGACGCCGUUGCGGCCUGA